AUGGCGUCGCUGAGCGGCCUGGCGUCGGCGCUGGAGUCUUACAGGGGCCGGGACCGCCUGAUCCGAACACUGGGGUACUGUUGCCAGUUGGUCGGCGGGAUCUUGGUGGAACAAUGCCCUGCCAGGUCAGAUGUGGGGACACGCCUGCUGGCGGUAUCUGCCCAGCUCAGCCACUGCAGGACCGUCCUGCGACUCUUUGACGACCUGGCCAUGUUUGUCUACACUAAGCAGUAUGGCUUGGGGGCAGAGGAGGAGGACAUUUUUGUCCGCUGGGUGUCUGUUCUGGGCAACCUGGCCGACCAGCUCUACUACCCCUGCGAGCACGUUGCCUGGGCUGCUGAUGCCAAGAUCCUCCACGUGGACGCUGCCCGCUGGUGGGCACUGAGCACAGCUUUCUGGGGCCUCUCCCUGCUCCUGGGCAUUGCCAGGUCCCUGUGGAUGGUGCUGAAGCUGAGGCAGAGACUGAGGAACCCCACAACCACCUUCUCGGGGCAGCCGCCCCGGGGCCGGCGGAGGGUCCUGGAGUUGCAGAUACAGUCAGAGAUGCUGACGCUGCUCAGCAACUUGGCUGACCUGGCCAAUGCGGUGCACUGGCUGCCCCCGGGGGUGCUGUGGGCUGGCCACUUCCCGCCGUGGCUGGUGGGUCUCCUGGGCACCGUGUCGUCUGUCCUCAGCCUGUACCAGGCCAUGAGGGCUCCCAACAGCCAGGAUGACACCACCAGCCCAUGA
This is a messenger RNA of Chrysochloris asiatica (Cape golden mole), 729 nucleotides long. RefSeq names its product peroxisomal biogenesis factor 11 gamma (gene PEX11G). Gene Ontology annotation, biological process: peroxisome fission. The record is from RefSeq and is a predicted model, not a curated record. The coding region runs from base 1 to 729 and encodes 242 amino acids. The transcript has 5 exons. NCBI's taxonomy places the organism in Eukaryota, Metazoa, Chordata, Mammalia, Afrosoricida, Chrysochloridae. Gene Ontology annotation, cellular component: peroxisomal membrane.